AUGAACUCCAUCAUCCUCAAUUACGACUAUGAACUUGAGUUGCUCCAAGACAUCCUCCAAGAGCCAAGUCACAUCCCCACAGACUUGGUAAUAUGCUCUCCAAAAGGAGAUUUUCUGGAACAGCUUCUCGUCCAGCUUGACCAACUACGCGUUCGACCCGAAGUACAGACACCACCGCUUCAGGAAGAGGUCAACACUCAGUCAGACGAGCGCUUGCCUGAACCCAAACGCAUUCUCCUCUCACAUACUCUGCAUGUUCUGAGUGCAAGUCAGUUCGUCAAUCUGGUCUUCUGUCCCAGCAUCCCUAUUCUCCGAGGCUAUCUCUCUGGCUACGUCUCACGCUCAGUAGCACCUUCAACCCAGCCUCCGGGUCCCAUCAUCAUUCUGAAUCUGCUGGCGAUGCACCACGGAACCUCUGAAUUUACUUUGCAAGGCCUCUCCCAGACACUUGCCACCGCAGUUUCUGCUGGUUACCGAACCAAUCGUGUGUUGAAGCUAGUGGAAUGCAAGGACAUCAAUGACCCUUUGAAUCCAAAUCGAGGUCCGCGUCUUUGGCAGGCCGAAGUCCAACUGCUCAGUGCAGCGGUCAAGAUAGGAGAGCCAGGUCAAAGCUGGGGACGCCGCACCAUUUCGGUCAUGAGGAUUGCAUCAAGAUGGUUCAGAGCCGAGGAACAGCACGAACGGAACCGACAGGAGCAUAAUCCAGUCGUUCAUGCCAGGAAUAGCCCUGACGAGGAAAUGCUUGUUUGA
Molecule: messenger RNA, 750 nt
Organism: Fonsecaea multimorphosa CBS 102226
Lineage: Eukaryota; Fungi; Ascomycota; Eurotiomycetes; Chaetothyriales; Herpotrichiellaceae
Exons: 1
Coding region: 1-750 (249 amino acids)
Source: RefSeq, a predicted model, not a curated record